AUGGAUCCGGCCGCUACAGCAGCCUUCGCAAGAUGGCAGACCCAGUUGAAGACCAUGACGGCUGCGAUAGCAGACCUCAAGUUGCCACCCCUCUCGACGGAUCAUUAUGGCUCAGAUAUCGAAUUCGACGACGAGGUCAGCAGUGGCUCUGGGGACUUCUUCAGCUACAGUACCAGCGAAGAAGAUGACUGGGCUAGCGAUCCAAACGAUGAAUACGGACCCGAGUGGUUGCAAACGAAAUGUGCAAGACUCAGCAUGUCAGGUGACAUGCAGGAUCAGCUUUCAGCUCUUUUAGCCUCGGACAGUUCUGAGGAGGAACUCCAAUCUACCUUGACGGAUCUGAUCGGUUUUGAUGAUUUUGAUUUUAUCAUUGAGCUCAUUUCCCAUCGCAAGGAGAUUACCAAACCGUCAGCCCCGGCUGUAGACAGAGAUGGUAUCUUCACUGGAAAGCUUCAAACGAAGCGUGAACGCGAGGAAGCUCUCAGGAAGGCAGAUCUUGCGCACAAAAGUGCCCAGCUGGGUCCUGCUCUGAACAGAGAUGCAACAAUAUACCCUCAUGUAUAUACAACGCACGUUGCUGGCAACAAGCUCGACUCAAAGGGCCGAUCGUAUGGACUUCCCGUUGGCGCUGUACGGCGGGAAGAGAGAUUAUAUGAGGAAUACAGUAUUCCCGCUGGGAAAGUCGGUACUAUUGGCGUUGGCCGGAAGCUCGUUGAGAUCUCCGAAAUGGAUGGCCUGUGCCGUAACACGUUCAGGGGCUAUAAGGCCUUAAAUCGUAUGCAAAGUCUUGUGUACCCGGUGGCUUAUCAGACCAGUGAGAAUAUGCUGAUUUGUGCUCCUACUGGUGCUGGUAAAACUGAUGCCGCAAUGCUGACCAUCCUGCACGAAAUUGGCCAGAACAUCAGGCCAAAUCCUGCAGAGAACCCCGAUACUACUAACUUUGCUGUCAAUCUCAAGGACUUCAAGAUUGUCUAUGUUGCGCCUAUGAAGGCUCUCGCUGCAGAAAUCACAGCAAAGCUUGGCAGUCGUCUUGCCUGGCUUGGUAUCCAGGUUCGCGAGUUCACUGGCGACAUGCAUCUCACAAAGAGCGAGAUUGUAGCCACCCAAAUUAUUGUCACGACCCCAGAGAAGUGGGAUGUCGUGACCAGAAAAGGCACAGGUGACACAGAGCUGGUUCAGAAGGUCCGCCUCUUAAUUAUCGAUGAAGUCCACAUGCUGCAUGACGAUCGUGGAGCGGUCCUGGAGUCUCUUGUUGCCCGAACUGAGCGACAAGUCGAGAGUACUCAAUCUCUCAUCCGUAUCGUGGGUCUUUCUGCCACUCUGCCCAACUACGUUGAUGUUGCCGACUUCUUGAAGGUCAAUCGUCAUGCUGGUCUAUUCUACUUCGAUGCUAGCUUCAGACCAGUUCCGCUUGAGCAACACUUCAUCGGUGUCAGGGGCAAAGCAGGGACACGGACGUCGAGAGACAACAUCGACACGACCACAUUCGAAAAGGUCCAAGACAUGUUGGAGCAAGACCAUCAAAUCAUGGUCUUCGUUCACUCGAGAAAGGACACAUCUAAUACUGCCAAGAUGCUGUACGAAAAAGCUAUCGAUCAGGCUUGCGCACAUCUAUUUGACCCACAGGGCCAUCCUGGAUACCCAGCAGCUGUGAAGGAAGCUGCUCGUUCCAGAGGACGUGAGAUCCGGGAACUCCUUCCAAAGGGCAUUGGUAUUCACCACGCCGGAAUGGCGAGAUCCGAUCGAAAUCUCAUGGAGAAGUUGUUCAGCAACGGUGUUCUGAAAGUUCUUUGCUGUACUGCGACACUAGCCUGGGGUGUAAACUUGCCAGCUGCAGCUGUCAUUAUCAAAGGUACCCAGGUUUACAGUGCUCAAGAAGGUAAGUUUAUCGAUCUUGGGAUCUUGGAUGUCCUUCAAAUCUUCGGUCGUGCCGGUAGACCCCAAUUUCAAGAUACUGGAAUCGGCAUGAUUUGUACUACCCAAGACAAGCUUGCCCAUUAUUUACAGGCCGUCACUUCGCAGGUGCCCAUCGAGUCUCGAUUCUCCAAGCAUAUGGUUGACAACCUGAAUGCGGAGAUUGCUUUAGGGACUGUUACUUCUGUCCCAGAGGCCGUUCAAUGGCUAGGCUAUUCCUACCUCUUCGUUCGAAUGCAGCGCAACCCACUCACCUAUGGCAUUGACUGGGCUGAGAGUCGUGACGAUCCUACCUUGGUGCAGCGCCGUCGGCUCCUUGUCAUCCAGGCCGCUAGAACUCUCCAGCAGAGCCAAAUGAUUAUCUUCAACGAGACGACAGAAGAACUGCGGAGCAAAGACGUCGGUCGUAUUGCAAGUCAAUACUACAUCCUCCAUACAAGUAUUCAGAUCUUUAACACGAUGAUGAAGCCUCAGUCGAGCGAGGCGGAUGUCUUCAAGAUGAUUGCAAUGAGUGGGGAGUUCGAUAACAUUCAAUCUCGGGACAACGAGUCGAAAGAGCUUACCAAGCUGAAAGAAGAAUCAUCGCCUUGUAAGGUGGGCGAAAAGGACAUCACGUCGCAGGCAAAGACAAACAUUCUUUUGCAGUCCUACAUUUCUCGAGCAUCUAUCGAGGAUUUUGCACUCGGUAAUGACUCGAACUACAUCGCCCAACAAUCCGCCAGAAUUUGCAGAGCACUUUUCAUGAUUUCUCUGAAUAGGCGCUGGGGACACCAGUGUCAGGUUCUGUUGUCCAUGUGUAUAUCGAUUGAGAAGAGAAUUUGGGCCUUCCAACAUCCCCUGCAUCAGUUUGAAUUGGCCAAGCCUAUCCUGAACCAGCUCGACUCCAAGAACGGGGUCUCGAUUGAGUCGAUGAGAGACAUGGAUGCGGCGGAGAUCGGUGCCAUGGUGCAUAACCACGGGGCCGGGAAGACAAUUUCGAAAAUCCUAGACAACUUUCCAACCAUCAGCAUUGAGUCGGAGAUUGCUCCUCUCAAUAGGGACGUCCUGCGGAUACGCCUGUACCUGACACCUGAUUUUCGAUGGAACGAUAAAUAUCACGGCACAUCUGAAAGCUACUGGGUCUGGGUUGAGAACUCCGAGACAUCUGAAAUUUACCACCACGAGAUGUUCAUCCUGAGCCGAAAGAAGCUAUACGAUGACCACGAAUUGAACUUCACGAUUCCACUAUCUGAUCCGCUACCAACUCAGAUAUAUGUCAGAGCGGUUUCUGACAGAUGGCUCGGAGCGGAUACUGUUCACCCAAUCUCGUUCCAGCACUUAAUCAGACCAGAUACGGAAAGUGUCUAUACAGACUUGCUCAACCUUCAGCCAUUGCCAAUAUCUGCUCUCAAAAAUCCCGCGCUCGAGAAGAUUUAUGGGCAAAGGUUUCAGUACUUUAAUCCAAUGCAGACCCAGAUCUUCCAUUGCCUCUACCACACCUCUGCGAAUGUAUUGCUGGGAUCGCCGACUGGUUCCGGUAAGACGAUUGCUUGUGAGCUGGCUAUGUGGUGGGCAUUCCGCGAGAAGCCAGGAUCCAAAGUCGUCUACAUUGCCCCCAUGAAAGCUCUCGUGCGGGAGCGAGUCAAGGAUUGGAGUGCACGGCUUACGAAGCAGAUGGGUCUGAAGCUGGUGGAGUUGACUGGAGACAACACGCCCGACACCCGCACUAUCCGAGAUGCAGACAUCAUCAUCACUACUCCUGAGAAAUGGGACGGUAUUUCCAGAUCUUGGCAAACAAGAGGCUACGUGAGACAGGUCAGUUUGGUCAUCAUCGAUGAGAUCCAUCUGCUGGGAGGGGAUCGCGGUCCCAUCCUAGAGAUUAUUGUCUCUCGUAUGAACUAUAUUGCUGCGCAGUCAAAGGACUCAGUCAGACUCAUGGGUAUGUCGACCGCCUGUGCAAAUGCAUCCGACUUGGGGAACUGGCUAGGAGUCAAGGAGGGCUUGUUCAACUUUCGUCACAGCGUCCGCCCUGUACCUCUGGAAAUUUUCAUCGAUGGCUUCCCUGAAGUCCGAGGCUUUUGCCCGCUGAUGCAGUCCAUGAAUAGACCCACGUUUCUCGCUAUUAAGACUCAUAGUCCUGACAAGCCGGUCAUUGUUUUCGUAGCUUCCCGAAGACAGACGCGCUUGACCGCAAAGGACCUGAUCAACUACUGUGGCAUGGAAGACAACCCUCGAAGAUUCGUGAAGAUGUCCGAAGAUGAACUACAACAGAAUCUUACACGCGUUAAGGACGAUGCGUUGAAGGAGGCACUCAGCUUCGGAAUUGGUUUGCAUCAUGCCGGUUUGACUGAAUCGGAUCGCUCCUUAGCAGAGGAGCUGUUCGCAAACAAUAAAAUACAGAUCCUGGUAGCGACAGCCACCUUGGCAUGGGGUGUCAACUUACCGGCUCACUUGGUGGUCGUCAAGGGUACUCAGUUCUUUGACGCGAAGACUGAGGGCUAUAAGGACAUGGACCUCACGGAUGUGCUCCAAAUGUUGGGCCGUGCCGGUCGUCCUCAAUUCGACACUUCGGGUAUCGCCCGUAUCUUUACCCAGGAUUCCAAGAAGGCUUUCUACAAGCACUUCCUGCAUACCGGUUUCCCUGUCGAAUCAUCUCUACACAAUGUACUGGACAACCAUUUGGGAGCCGAAGUGUCCGCCGAAACUAUCACCACCAAGCAGGAUGCACUUGAUUAUCUCACAUGGACAUUCUUUUUCCGCCGUUUGCACAAGAACCCCUCUUACUAUGGCCUGGAAAUCGACGCCGAAGAGCACAACACAAUCUCAGCGCAGCAAUCAGCCAAUGAGUACAUGAUCUCUAUGGUCGACAAUUCCCUAGGUGAGCUUGCCGAGUCAAAAUGUCUAGAAAUAUACCCCAAUGGCGACGUCGACUCUACUCCGAUGGGCAAAAUCAUGAGUUACUACUACCUUUCGCACAAAACUAUCCGCCACCUUGUCACACAUGCCACCCGCAAUGCAACAUUCACCGACGUCCUCUCCUGGAUGUCUAGCGCCACUGAAUAUGACGAACUCCCUGUCCGCCACAACGAAGACCUUAUCAAUGCAGAACUUGCUAAAAACUUGCCUCUCUCUAUCACAGCCUUUGGUGAUCUGCCCCUCUGGGACCCGCAUGUCAAAGCUUUCCUGCUGCUCCAAGCGCAUAUGUCGCGUAUUGAUCUUCCGAUUACGGAUUACGUAGGUGACCAGACGAGCGUACUGGACCAGGCUAUUCGUGUCAUUCAGGCUAGCAUUGAUGUAUUGACCGAAUUGGGCUAUUUAUCGAGCUGUGUACAGAUGAUCACGCUACUGCAGUGUAUCAAAUGCGGUCGUUGGCCAACCGACUACCCUCUUUCUAUUCUCCCAGGUGUGCCUGUCAGGCAGCCUAAUGGGGAGGAACUCCCUGUGAGCUUGCAGGACUUUUCAUUCCUUUCCGAAGUGGCUUAUCAGAAAACAUUGAAGGCUCUCGAUCUCUCACCACGCAGCCUCUCUGAAUUUCAAAAAGCAGCGCAGGCCAUCCCCUGCCUGAAAAUCGACGUUCAGAACCUCACCGCUUUAUCUAUGACGGUCGUUCUCUCGCGACAGAAUCCGCUGGCUCAGGGUGGGAAGAUGUACGCUCCGCGCUUCCCGAAAUCUCAGACCGAAGGCUGGUUCGUUAUCUUAUGUAACGAGGGUAGAGAUGAGAUUGUCGCUAUCAAGAGAGUUGGGUGGAACGCUCCUAGUGGAGCUGGCGGGAGGCAGACGGCGAGGAGUGUCAUCAAGUUGCCGGAGGAAGAGAGCGGUUUGAUCAGUGAUGGGCGGAAGAUGGAUGUUUGGGUCAUCAGUGAUGGGUAUCUCGGGAUGAAGUACACGAUCAAGGGUGUUGAGGUCCCCGAUGCGCCGAAGGUCGUGGACGAUGGGAAGAAAGAUAAGCCAGGCUCGAAGGGUGCCGUGGCUGGAGAGUCGAGUGGGAAUGUCGUGGUGUGA
Molecule: messenger RNA, 5895 nt
Organism: Drepanopeziza brunnea f. sp. 'multigermtubi' MB_m1
Lineage: Eukaryota; Fungi; Ascomycota; Leotiomycetes; Helotiales; Drepanopezizaceae
Molecular function (GO): ATP binding; nucleic acid binding; ATP hydrolysis activity
Source: RefSeq, a predicted model, not a curated record